AUGAAGUACGUUGGUGCGCUGGAUCAGGGAACAACAUCAACUCGCUUUAUUAUAUUUGAUGAGGAGCAACGCAUGGUUGCGCGGUGUCAGAUGCCGAUUGCACAGUUGACUCCACAGGCAGGUUGGGUUGAACAUGAUCCAAUGGAGCUGUUUCGGUCAAGCUGCAUGUGCAUUGUUGCUGCGAUGGAAGAUGUACAGCGUCGGAUCCCAUCUUUUGUAAAACUUGAGGCGAUUGGCAUUACGAACCAACGUGAGACAACGGUGGCAUGGGAUCGUGUGACACAGCAGCCUCUGUGUGGUGCGAUUGUGUGGAAUGACUUGCGUACCUGUGAGGUGACUUUGCGUGUGAUCAAAGAGUUGGGUGGUGGUGAUCCUUUGUUUGCCUCCAAAACGAAUGGCUUGCGUGUAAGCACCUAUUUUUCUGCGUUUAAGAUGCGCUGGAUGCUUGAUAAUGUUGCUAAGGUGGCGGAGGCGCGUCGGCGUGGCACUCUUUGCUUCGGAACCGUUGAUGCUUGGUUGCUCUGGAAGCUAAGUGGUGGGAAGGUGUUUGCGACGGAUGUGACAAACGCUUCUUGCACGUUUUUGAUGGAUAUUCGCACGUGCAAAUGGUCUGUCGAGCUUUGCGAGAAACUUGGCAUUCCUAUGGAUUGUCUGCCAGAGAUCCGGAGCAACAGCGAGCUGUUUACGGAUGUUUGUUCUGACGAAGGCGGACUAAUUGCAGCCCUGCAGCACCCAACACCAAUCAUGGGGUGCAUAGGUGACCAGCAGGGUGCGUUGCUUGGGAACAUGUGCUUCAAACAGGGAGAGACAAAAAAUACGUAUGGUACUGGAUGUUUUGUGCUUAUGAAUGUGGGGGAAAAGGUGCAUUUUUCAAACCAUGGUCUUCUCUCCACUGUUGCCUAUCAGCUUGGUAACAAGUCCUCGUUAACCUACGCUCUUGAAGGCUCCAUUGCUGGAGCUGGGUCAACGCUUGAAUGGUUUAAAGCUAAUAUGCAACUUGUUGGCGACAUCUCUGACUGUGAGAAGUUGGCCAGAACUGUGCCUGAUACGCAAGGUGUCAUGUUUGUACCUGCGUUUUCCGGUUUUCUGGCACCUAACUGGGAUGCUUCUGCCCGUGGAACUAUUUUGGGGAUGACGUUGAAGACAACCCGCGCCCAUCUCCUUCGCGCCGCGCUACUCUCCAUUGUGCUUCAGGUUUUUGAUGUUUUGGAGGCACUUGAGAAAGACACGGGAGUUAAAGUGGAGUUUCUUCGUGUGGAUGGUGGACUGACUGCAAAUCAUCUUCUGAUGGAGAUGCAGUCAGACAUUUUGGGAAUUGAACUUCGUCUUCCGAUGAUGGCCGAAACCACUGCGCUUGGUGCAGCUUUGUGUGCCGGCCUAGCUGCAGGUGUCUGGAAGUCGCUGGAGGAGGCAAAGACCAUAUCGAACAAAACGAACGUUUUGCAUGUGAUCAGGCCUGGUGUGUCCGGGGGUUCUAAAGAGAGGUUAAGGGAGCAAUGGAGGCGGGCACAGCAACAUGCCAAGUGGGCAAAGUUGUAA
Molecule: messenger RNA, 1539 nt
Organism: Trypanosoma rangeli
Lineage: Eukaryota; Euglenozoa; Kinetoplastea; Trypanosomatida; Trypanosomatidae
Product: putative glycerol kinase, glycosomal
Exons: 1
Coding region: 1-1539 (512 amino acids)
Biological process (GO): glycerol metabolic process; triglyceride metabolic process; glycerol-3-phosphate biosynthetic process
Cellular component (GO): mitochondrion
Molecular function (GO): glycerol kinase activity
Source: RefSeq, a predicted model, not a curated record